Molecule: messenger RNA, 1194 nt
Organism: Ficedula albicollis (Collared flycatcher)
Lineage: Eukaryota; Metazoa; Chordata; Aves; Passeriformes; Muscicapidae
Gene: APOA5
Product: apolipoprotein A-V
Exons: 4
Biological process (GO): phospholipid efflux; cholesterol efflux; cholesterol homeostasis
Cellular component (GO): extracellular region; blood microparticle; chylomicron
Molecular function (GO): phosphatidylcholine-sterol O-acyltransferase activator activity; cholesterol binding; phospholipid binding
Source: RefSeq, a predicted model, not a curated record
GCUUUAAGUUUGUGCGGCAGGAGGAGCUGGGUGUGACUCCAGGUGCACAGCAGCACUGCUGCGGGGCACCCGAGGCGUUUCGGGGACCCACGGGUGCUAUGGGGAACCCCAGGUGUUUUUAGGGGAGCUCUGGGCGUCAAAGGGAACCCGACAGGGAGCAGGUGCAGCAGACACCACCACCCCGGCCAGCUCCUCUCCUGCAGCCGGACCAUGCUGCUGAAGGCUGCGCUGCUCCUCUCGCUGCUGGCCAGCUGCCCAGUGUCCCCGGCCAAGCCGGAGCAGAGCGGCCUCUGGGAGUACCUGAGCCAGCUGACGGGGGACAAGGACGGCCUGGAGCAGGGCCAGAGCAAGCUGGGCAGGGACAUCACGAACCUGAAGGAGAGCAUUCAGGAUGGGGUCAGCUACAUGGGGGACUUCCUGGAGAAGCUGUCGCCCCUGAGCAGGCGCCUGCAGCCGCGGCUCCCCGAGGACUCGGCCAGCCUGCGCAGGGCCCUGCGCAGGGAGCUGGACAGCCUCCGGGACAAGCUGUCCCCGUACGUGGACGAGGUGCACCAGCAGGUGGGGAAGCAGCUGGACGAUCUGCGGCAGCAGCUGCAGCCGCUGACGGAGGAGCUCCCCCCCCCCCCCCCCCAGCUGCAGCCGCUGACGGAGGAGCUCCUGGACCAGGUGUCCCUGCGGGCCCGGCAGCUCCGGCGGCACCUGGUGCCCAGCCGGGAGGUGACAGCGCAGCUCCUGGGCGGCGCCGACGAGCUCCAGCGCUUCAUGGCUCACUACGCCGACAAGAUCGCCUUCCACACGGACCAGGUGAAGGACAUCUUCCACCCGUACACGGACCGGCUGCUGAGCGAGAUCCACCGCAACGUGGAGGAGCUGCACCGCAGCGUGGCCCCGCACGCCCGCGCCAGCCCCGAGCAGCUCAACCAGCACAUCCAGGAGCUGUCCGCCAAGCUGGCCCGCAACGCGCGGGACCUGCACCAGCAGAUCCAGAAGAACCUGGAGCAGCUGAAGGCCAAGCUGCCCCUGAGCCUGCUGCCCCGCAGCCUCGGCGCGCCGCCGGGCCGCUCGCGGGAGGCGCUGGCGCGGGAGGUGCAGCGGCGCGUGGAGGAGUUCCGGCGGGACACGUACGCCCAGAUCCAGGCGUUCACCCGCGCGCUGGACCAGGAGACGGAGGAGAUGCGGCUGAAGCCCCCCCCC